UGGAUAUCAGGGCAGGACAAGCUGUCAGAGAGAAGGGCAGAGGUGUGAGGAGUCACCGGGGGAAGAAGGAGCAUGUUGGAGAAGAAGACAUUAGCUGUCGCAGAAACAUAAGGAGACCCUUCAAAACAUGAAGCACUGAGAGGAGGAAAACAAGAGGGACCCUCUGGAGUAAAACACUUGUCUGGAAGGAGCGGAUAAGAGUUGGGGAAUAUUAGACGUACGAGGCAAAAGAGGAAGUAUGGGGUGCAUUCACAGCACAAGCACUGGCAGGAUGAAGAAACAUGGACCUGAUACUGACACAGGAGGAAUCCCCUUAAAGGCAGACCCCGAGGUACAUCCUGAAAUCCUUCAACUUGCUGAGCUUGCCAAAGCAGGGAGCCACGUCUUCACAGAGAAGAGCUUCAAGAGGAAGCGAGUGUGCGACGUGUGCAAGCAGAACAUCGACAACCCCGGGGCAUUCUGCAAGGAGUGCAAGGUUGCAGUUCACAAGACAUGUGAAGCCAAGGUGACUCCCACCUGUACCUCAACACUGGACCUGCAGGGCUCCACUAAAUCUACACCACAGAAGAAGAGAGGCUCCAUAUUAAGGAAUAAAAGUGUGGAACAAGUGAUGGAGCAUGUGAUGGAGUGCCACUAUGACUUUGACCUCACCUACAUCACGGAGAGGAUCAUCUCGGUCUUCUUCCUACCAGACCUGGAGGAGCAGCGCUACCGCAGAAACCUACAGGAAGUGGCCUCCAUGCUAAAAUCCAAGCACCAAGACAAGUUCUUGCUACUAAAUUUAUCAGAGAAGAGACAUGACAUCACCAGACUUAACCCAAAGGUUCAAGACUACGGCUGGCCUGAUGUUCACGCCCCGCCCCUGGACAGGAUUUGUGCUGUUUGUAAAGCCAUGGAGACCUGGCUGACCUCUGAUCCCCACAAUGUAGUGGUUCUCCACUGCAAGGGAAACAAAGGGAAGACAGGGGUCAUUGUGGCUGCCUACAUGCACUACAGCAAGAUAUCAGCUGGAGCGGACCAGGCUCUCACCACGCUAGCAAUGAGAAAGUUCUGUGAAGACAAAGUAUCCUCUUCCCUACAGCCCUCUCAAAACAGGUACAUCUACUACUUUGGCGGCUUGCUGUCUGGUACCAUCAAAAUGAACAGCAGCCCUCUGUUCCUCCACCAGGUCCUCAUUCCAUCACUACCAAACUUUCAGGCGGGAGGAGGUUUCUACCCUUUCCUGAAAAUCUACCAGUCGCUACAGCUGGUCUACACCUCGGGCGUCUAUGAUCCCCAGAGCUCCAGGGCAAGGAAGCUGUGUGUGACUAUGGAGCCAGCACUAUUAUUAAAGGGGGACAUUAUGGUGAAGUGCUACCACCGACGGAGUCGAGCAGCAGAGAGGGAAGUGGUGUUCAGAGUCCAGUUCCACACCUGUACUGUUCAUGGAGCCCAGCUGUGGUUUGGCAAGACUGAACUGGACCUGGCCUGCACAGAUGACAGGUUCUCUCCAGAUGCUACAGUCGAGUUUAUAUUCUCCAAUGGGCCAGAAAAAAUGAAAGGUCGAGAAUACCGCAAGAACGACGCCUCCAUCAAAGUGGACUACAACACCUCCGACCCUGUGGUCAGGUGGGAUUCUUACGAGAACUUCAACCUGCACCACCAAGACAGCAUGGAAAAUAUCUCUCAUACGAGGGGCCCUCUGGACGGCAGCCUGUACGCCCAAGUGAGGAAGCGUCGUGGGCCAGGCUCGACUGCCUCAGCAGCAUCACCCAACGGAUGCCUUACUAGCAGCCCAACAGUCAAGCCUCAGACUCCCAGUCAGCCCCAGCCUCUCACCUACACCUCUGACUCUAGACGCUCCUCUGUCCCCUCUGAUCAACUGGAAGAGACCUCUCCAUCCAUAAACCACCCAGAAAGAGAAAACGUUGACAGUCCAUCGAGAAGAGGGGGCGGGGAUGAUAAAGGAAAGGAGAAAACAAGAGGGAAAGAAAGGGACAGAGAGACAGCAAUUUUAGAUGACGGAGACCCUUCAAGUCCUGGGGGUUUGAGGCGAGAGCACUCACGUUGCAGUCAAGGAGGUACAAAGUGUGGUGAUGUUGGAUGGGAGAGAGAACGAGAGCCCUGCCUUUCUAAAAGUCAUUGUCUUGGCCGUUGUAGCAGCAUUAAAAAACAUCCAAAAAGCCAAACUCUUCCUGCCUUACCAUACAAAUCUGUGUCCCCGCCUCCCCAUUCAACUCAUAUGGAACUCUGCCAUCGACAUAGCGCCCAUCCUCUACCAGAGUUACCCUGGGAACGUCCAACCCCACCCCCGCCUCUGCCCUGUCUCCUCAGGCCCUGCUACCCUUAUUCCACCCCUGAACGCAGCCACCCACACAGCCACACCCUCCCAGCCUCAAACAGACUCUGCACUGGGGAAGAGUGUCACCUCUUCCAUUAUUCCAGCCACAAUCCAGUCUCUCAUCUCUCCCAUCAGUCACUGCCUUCUAGCCCUUACAGGGAAAUGUUCUUCAGUGCUCCAACACCAUCCUCUGGCUGCCCCUGUCGGGACUGCUCCGGUAGGCGAGAGCACCAAUCAGCCUCAGUUAGAACAUUCCACCCGUUGCACCCUGAUCAAUCAGAAAACCCACACUGGUCCCAAGGAGCAGGGGUACAACGAACAAGAGAGGUGCCUCCACUGUGGGAAAGUGAAAAUCCAUGGGAGGUGGCAAGAGAGGCGGAGAUCUGGCAGUGCAAAUCAGCCUUGCCGGCAUUUCGCAUCUGUCACUCCACUUUGGAUCAGGGCCCAAACCCAGACCAUCCAAGAUAUGCCAUCGGACCUCACCAGGGCUACCCCAGUCCCCAGUCUCUGAUAGAUGUGCGGGAUGGAGCCAGCAGUGGGUACCACACCCCUCCACAGCCCUGCCACUCCUGUCCCUGCUCUCCUUAUCAGUCAUCCCCAGCUGAGAGCCAUGAGAGCCGGGGUUACGCAUCAGGGUACCACUCUGGAUCAGCCUCGCCUCUGCCCGCUAGUAGCCCCUCUCCAGGGAGAGGCAGGCUGCCCGAGACCCCCUCUCAAUCUAGAGACCACCAGGACGCUGAGCAUCACAAAGUCGAAAAGGCCAUGUCUGAUGUGCCUGAUGACAUAUCCCAGGGUUCAGAGAGUAAAUCGGACUCUAAUGGCCAGUCAAGCACCCCUGGACUGGACUCUGAUCAUGACUACACAGUCAUUGGUAGCAGCAGUCCCACACACACAGAAGACAGUGUAACUGUUGAUAGCCCUCCACAAAGCCAAGAAACCUCGACACACCUGGAGUCCAACACAAGUAACAGCAAAACUAUCACACCGGUGCCAAGAGAAACACAAACCCAAAGUUCCGACAUUUCCAUAAACUCCACACAGUCAUCAAGUGAGCAGAGUUUGAGCUCUGAUGGUAAGCUUGGAGCAGCUAGGAUCACAGGAAGUGCAGAGGGAUCUAACCAAUUACAGAAGUCAAGUUAUGCCACUGUCAUCAUCACCCCGGUCCAGGUGCAACUGAACGGCUCUGCCCUUCCUAGUGAUACCCCAUCUGACAGCAGCAGAGGUGUGUCCAUGAACUGUUCUGCCAGUCUCAGUUCUAGCCCUUCCACCACUUCCCCAAAUUCUCCUAUUGGUUCCCCAGACCUCCAGUCUUCUCCCCAGCGCUCCACGUCAGCUACAGAUGCAGCAGGACAAAGACUGACUCCAGACAGAGACAGCUCAUCCAACACCAAACCACCAUCACCUGUGCCCGACGGAUAUCACACACCAACCUUCCCCUUAGCGUCCUAUUACUACCCAUUAUUAAACGUCCCUCAUGUACCAUACACUGGGUACACUGCAGUCACCAUCCCAGCCAUUCAGCCACCGCUUCCCGAGAAGAAACGACUUUCAACCACACCAGGAUCCUUGAACGGACACAACUCUCUACUCCGGGUCUCCUCAGCUCCUUCUCCCACACACCACGUUACUUUCUCCUCCUCUGUGGGAGAGCAGAGAUGGGGGUCUGCCCAACACAGCUGUAGGGAAGAGGCAGACAUCAAGGUCAAUGCAAAGUUUGUCCAGGACAGCUCCAAGUACUGGUACAAACCAGGCAUCUCCAGAGACCAAGCCAUAGCUGUGUUGAAGGACAAGGAACCAGGAACUUUCCUCAUCAGAGACAGUAACUCCUUCCAGGGGGCCUACGGCCUGGCACUCAAGGUGGCUACCCCACCUCCUAAUGCCAACAUCAUUGGCAGCAAAGGGGAUCCUCUGGAACAGCUGGUAAGACACUUCCUCAUCGAGACGGGGCCACGGGGAGUGAAGAUCAAGGGCUGUCAGAACGAGUCCUACUUCGGAAGUUUAUCUGCCCUAGUGUACCAGCAUUCAAUUACUCCCAUCUCCCUGCCUUGUGCCCUUCGCAUCCCAGGAAAAGAUUUGGUUGGGGAGCUUCAGGAGAUGCAGACUGCAACAAACACCAGCACAGCAGCUGACCUCCUCAAACAAGGAGCAGCUUGCAACGUGCUGUACCUGAACUCUGUGGAAACCGAGUCGUUGACUGGGCCUGAGGCAGUUUCCAAGGCAACCAAGUGUACCUUAGCUCUGAGUCCACGUCCAGCGGCAACAAUGGUCCACUUCAAAGUGUCCUCUCAGGGCAUCACUCUAACCGACAGCAAAAGGAGACUGUUUUUCAGGAGACACUACCCAAUCAGCAGUGUGACUUUCAGCAGUCUCGACCCCCACGACCAGAGGUGGACUAAUUCUGAUAGCACGUCAAGCAAGAUGUUUGGCUUUGUGGCGAGGCGGACGGGCAGUACUACAGAGAAUGUAUGUCACCUGUUUGCAGAGAUGGACCCUGAGCAACCAGCUGUUGCGAUUGUCAACUUUAUCAACAAAGUCAUGCUGGGACCACAGCUACACAGAUGAGAGUUUGAAAAAGUCUGGACUAUUGGGGAUCUGGGGGAGAUGUUAAUAUGAUUUUGACAUAUUUCUUUUUAAUGAAGUGUGUGCGUGUAACUUCAUUUUUGCUUGCAUUUGUACAGGUGGCACCACUGUGCUUGGCUGUAUGACUGUUUUUAUAACAGCAUCCAGUUCUGAUUAGUAUUGUUUAUUUGUCAGUUAACAGAGCGAACAGCUAGAGAGACAUAGUUCAAUAAACCAAAAAGUGACCUAACUUUGGUAAGCUAAGCCAAAGGAGAUUGAAAUAAGAGUUUAUGGGUUGUUUUGUUUAUUUUGCUGUUGGUAAAGUUAUUGUUAUCCUGUUUCAACAAGUUCACACAAUGAACAACAAACAUCACAAGCUGCUUGAGUGACAAUCCGUUUGCCACACUGUUAUUUGUAUUAAAGUUUCUCUACAUCAACACUUAAAGCUUAAGUAGACAUGGAAGGUCUUCAACAAUGUAGUAGAAGGUAAGAGUCAUGUUUUAAGGUGUAAAGUGGCAUAAUUAUCCUUAUGUAAUGUCAGGAGGUGAUGAAAUAAAAGAGAGAGGUUAUGUAUUGCGACUAUCUAAGGAGAAAGUGUAUUUGGCUACAUUUAAACUCAAUGGUUUUCUACAUGUUUUAACAAUCAGCAUUUUUCCCAUUGCAAUUAUACUAACUUAUAAGUGUAUUUUUACUGAAGUGAUAACCACAGAUGCAGUGGAGUAUUACACUCACUGCACCUACAAUGUAAAACACAGACGGGGAGAUUAUUUAAUAAAAUGGAAUCUGGCUACUAACUACAUAGUCAAGUAAAAGGGAGAUCAGCCUUAAAACAGAACUAACAAACAGUACAAUAAAUAAAAAACCUUACUUUGUGAAGUUAAAUAUGUGAAGGAAUCAAAAGACGUUCUCAUAUGAGUCAAUGUACAAUGUCUGCAAUGUUGGUAAUGCCAUUAGAGCCUUACCACAGAUUAGUCUUGGCCUUGUUUUUGUCCCUAUUCAACUAACCAGUAUCCAUGGCAACACAUGUGAGUUAUGUUUUAGAGGGGAGUUUAACUUUAAGCCAAAGAAUUCAAUACUGUGUAAAGAUAAAGACAUUUUGAACGUUUAAUUUUCUUUUUCAUUACUUUUUGUUGUUGUUUGAUAUGUGUGUUUUCUAUAAAUGGCCAUAUAUACAGUAUUUAGAUGACUUCAGCACAAUCAUUAUUUUUCAUAAUGGAUUUUUAUGUAAAAGAAGUAAUAUAUUUUAGUCCUCUGAGGUGUUGAGAAGAACGGUAUAUGUCAUGUUUGACAGGAACUUUAUGUAAUAAAAUAAAAUCAAAUGCAAA
Molecule: messenger RNA, 6204 nt
Organism: Dicentrarchus labrax (European seabass)
Lineage: Eukaryota; Metazoa; Chordata; Actinopteri; Moronidae
Product: tensin-2
Exons: 27
Coding region: 239-4882 (1547 amino acids)
Biological process (GO): peptidyl-tyrosine dephosphorylation
Molecular function (GO): protein binding; protein tyrosine phosphatase activity
Source: RefSeq, a predicted model, not a curated record